AUGGCUCCCUCGACGUCCUCCGACAUGGCGACGUUGUCAAAACCACCACCGCGUCCUCUAAUGCGCAACUUCCCACUCCCGCGCGAGCUGCGCGACCAUAUAUACGGCUACCUGCUGCAUGCAGACCACGCACCACACAACAAUAUACCAAUCACCCAUUUGCCUGCGACCCCUACCUUCGGGCGGCCUUACUCCUUCUCGCUCGAAAUCCUCAGAGUGAACAAGAAGGUGGGAGGCGAGGCCAGAGAGACUUUACACACCCCCAACACCUUCAUCACCAUUACAACGCAAUAUAGCAUACUGGUGGGGAUCCUUCAGGAUGUCCAGUUUCCGUGCGUGGUCGUGAGCAACGAUGAGCUUGGACGCUUCAAGCACGCCAGCAUGCACGUUGACGUUGUGCCCGACUUUAACCACAAACACCCAUACUUCCGACCAGUGCACUUUGUCAUCCUCCUGCGCGAUUUGAAGCUCUUCUGUUCUAUCUUCCAAUGGUUCCUCUACAGCAGGAACCCUCGGAAAGGUAUCAAUUCUAGCACACAAGCGGGAGUCUGGCCAGUCGGUAUUUCCAUCAGAUUUACCCUCAAGCGCACGGAGUACAGCCUGCAAACCGCGCAACGGGACGAGAGGCUUCUUACGCCGUUCCGAAACUGCACCUCGGACAACUUGAAAGUGUUUGUCGUCGACUACGCCUGCGAUCAGAAAUUUGUCAGGUCACUGCUGUCUCGCAUGACUGAGGAACUCGGCUCUGAGACCCCGAUCGCGUGGCAAGUCCUCCGGACGCUGACGAGCCUUGUCGCGUUCUCUGAAGAGGCGGAACUCCGUGGAGAUUCCUGGACGGCCUCGCAGAUUCUGAGAUUUCUUGUCAGCGACGGCACAACAUCCAAGAUCGGCGCCCGUAUGGGGUACAAACUCAUACCAACACAGCCGCAUUGCGGUAAUGAAGCUGCGCGCCGCGUUGAGGUGGUCCUCAUGGAAUGUACUGCCCGCAACCUCUUCAUCCAAUUCAAGGUCUUUGAUGUUCAACGAGCCAGCGAUUCCUUUGACCGGUUUCACCAAGCAGUCAUGCUCAUACUGAAUGGUGAGAUGUACGACGAGCUGCUGCCACCUCCGGUCAAGGCAAAUCUAUCCCUCGAACUUGCAAGAUGCUUCAUUUUGAAGAACCUUCUCGCGCAGCUAGACCAGCCGGAUGCCAUCAGCGGUGCGAUCACACAACUCAUCGCUUUUCACAUCCGGGCUCCACAACACAAGUCCGUCGAGCAAGACCUAAAGGCGCUGAAAACCAUGGAGUCGACCAUCAAGGUAUGCGAUUUCCGCAAAGCAAAUGCUGCAAACUCCACUAAUAACUCCUCGCAGACGACUUCCUUCAAUCGUACAGAUCUCCUCAGGGACUUCUUUGCGAAUCUCGUCUUUCCCUCGUCUACGACAUUGCUUCCUGACGUGUACGAAUAUGUCGUGCCAGAGUGUAUGCAAGGUUGGAAGGACACCGGGAAGCCGCAGGAUCCAUGA
Molecule: messenger RNA, 1506 nt
Organism: Ramularia collo-cygni
Lineage: Eukaryota; Fungi; Ascomycota; Dothideomycetes; Mycosphaerellales; Mycosphaerellaceae
Exons: 1
Coding region: 1-1506 (501 amino acids)
Source: RefSeq, a predicted model, not a curated record